This is a messenger RNA of Symbiodinium necroappetens, 1203 nucleotides long. The record is from the annotation of a GenBank genome assembly. Lineage: Eukaryota; Dinophyceae; Suessiales; Symbiodiniaceae.
AUGGCGCCUCUCGCUCCCGGGAGUGUGCUGGUGGCCACGGCCUCUGCCCCGUGCCAGCAGCCGGCACAGCAGCUGGCACGCUCGCCUUUGCCACACCCGCGAUCGCAGUCCCUUCUGACUCCCAUCCUCGCAUCGACCGCAGGUCUCUUCUGCUCGUUGGCCUCGAUGCCACGGCAGCGGCUGAGGAGGAGAGCCUCCAAAGAGAUCGCAGCAGGUCAGUCAUCUGACGGGGAACUGGCUGGAGGAUCGUAUGAACUAAUGAAGACCAGUGGUGUGGAGUGGACGAUGAUGUUCAAGGCCGCCGAUGACUUUGCGCGCAAGAACGGGCUGCGGAAGCUGGGGGACUCCGAGACCGCCGCCUCCAAAAUGGCGGCUUUCUACCCUUCAGACGAGGCAUUCCCUGGUGUCCGUGACUGGUUGGAUGCCCGUGGCCUGCGCCCCCACUUUCCAGCCGUCAACCAGUGGUGCAAAGAGAUGGGUGCCGAAGACAUCAUCGAUCUGAUCGAGAACACGGAGGAGAUUGCCGAAUUUCUGGGAGAUGCCCUCAACGAGAAUGAGAGAGCCGACCUUUGCGGCAGAAGAUUUUCCGAAGGCCGAACCUCCUGUCAUCCGAAGCUUGCAAACCAUUUCAAACAUCCAAAAGCAGCCAUGGAGCGGCGGCGCCCGGGUGUGCUGAUCGCUGCCGCUGGAGCUUUUCUAGUGGCCUUGCUGAGGAGCUCCUCUGCCUUCCUGGCACCGGCUGCAGGCUCCAAACCGGAUGCCGCAGAGGGCGCGUUGCGUCGCAGAGACAUGCUGGCAACGCUGGGGGUGGCCGCGGCCUGGCAGGCAGAUGAAGCUUUCGCUCUGCGGGAUGCCAGAUUCGACUCCAUCUGCAGCUACAAAUGCCUUGCAAUCUGUAACGAGAGAGCACCUGGCAACGAGGAAUACUGCAACAAGUUAUGCGUCAACUACUGCCAGCAGUCGAAGGAGGAGAAGGACCUCAAUUCGCAAGUGAAGAAAGGUAGCAUCGUCGACAAGAUCCUGGAAAAGUCUCGCAAGAAGAAGUUCGACAAUAAUCGUGCUGACAACGCCAAGACGGAGCAGCUAGACCAGUGGCUGGGCUCGCAAAUCGCUUUGACCAACGAGACGGACUAUGCUAAUGGCAUCAAGGAGACCGGCCGCAUCCGUGAAUUGUUUAAGCCUGAAAGGCGACAAGCUGAUUAG